Molecule: messenger RNA, 686 nt
Organism: Talpa occidentalis (Iberian mole)
Lineage: Eukaryota; Metazoa; Chordata; Mammalia; Eulipotyphla; Talpidae
Gene: NDUFS4
Product: NADH:ubiquinone oxidoreductase subunit S4
Exons: 5
Coding region: 47-574 (175 amino acids)
Biological process (GO): electron transport chain
Source: RefSeq, a predicted model, not a curated record
AAUUUGUCCCUUUCGGGGAUCCGUCCUGGCGUCUGCCUGCAGCAAGAUGGCGGCUACAUCAAUGUCAGUCGCGCUGAGGCAAGCGCUGUUGGGGAGAAGGGCAACAGCUAUAGCUGCCAUUUCUGUUUCCAGGGUUCCGACCAGGUCUUUGAGCACUUCCACAUGGAGGCUGGCACAGGACCAAGCUCGAGAUUCGCAACUCAUAACAGUUGAUGAAAAAUUGGAUAUUACUACUUUAACUGGUGUUCCAGAAGAACAUAUCAAAACUAGAAAGGUCAGGAUCUUUGUUCCUGCUCGCAAUAACAUGCAGUCUGGAGUAAACAACACAAAGAAAUGGAAGAUGGAGUUUGAUACCAGGGAGCGAUGGGAAAAUCCUUUGAUGGGUUGGGCAUCAACGGCUGAUCCAUUGUCUAACAUGGUUCUAACCUUCAGUACUAAAGACGAUGCGGUUGCCUUUGCAGAAAAAAACGGAUGGAGCUAUGACGUUGAAGAGAGGAGGGUUCCAAAACCCAAGUCCAAGUCUUAUGGUGCAAACUUUUCUUGGAACAAAAGAACAAGAGUAUCCACAAAAUAGGUUGGCACUGACUAUAUCUCUGCUCUUGACUGUGAAUAAAGUCAGCUGUGCAGUAUUUAUAGUCCUUGUAUAAUGCAUCUUUUAAUCUCUUAAUAAAUUUGACCUUUAAACU